GCUAUGCUGUGAGCGCGAUCGCGAUGUGAUCAACGAGCGAGAGGGAGUUUCCGCAUCAACAAUUGUGUGAAAGGCAAUCAACAGUCUAUAUAGCCCCAUGUAGCCUGAAAGAAAAUAGCUUAGGGAUUCUACUAAUCAUAACGAAACGCUUAAUAUGAACGUGUUUUCUGGAUAACUUUUUGGAAGUCCUGGAACAGUGAACGGCCACCAGACAACGAUUUGCCGUGCAUGCUGGGCAAUACCAGCGCCGCCAGGGACAGAAGCCACAUUGAAAGGGCUGCAGCCGGGGAGAUAGAGGCUGCGCCGAGGUUGAUAACUCGUAUUACCGUUCCAUACGUGUCAUUGAGCCGACUGCAGGCUGUGAUUGUGUGCAGAGCCAAGAAUCAAGAUCAUUGAUGACCAAGAUCUAGAGGAGUGUCAUUUUUCAGCAAAAUGAGACACUGCAAGUUCAUCCACAGCGGGAUAUUAUUAGACAGAAUUCAACUUUACAAAUUAUGAGUGAGGGUACACCGUUACCAAAAUAGUGCUAUUCCUUUUUAAUGAAGUUUAAUUUGAUUAGCAAGCACUUUUAUAAAGUUUGAGAUACAUGUUGCAUGCACUCCUGCUGUAUUGCAGACAGCAAGGGACAGAAGAAACGUGGGAACAAUUUAUUUGCUGUCAAAAAUUUAAAGUAGAUCUAAUGAUAAACUGUCAAUCAUGACUGCUUGUGUUACUAAAUCUUAGUAGAUGCUGAUGAUUGUAUUGACUUUUCUUAAUCAACAUUUAUGAUAAAGUUUGAAAGUUCUGAUUUAAUGGCAGUGAAUUUUCAUCAUUGAUUUAUUUCAAAACCCUAAACAUCAUUGGCAAAAUACCUGUUGAGAGAGAAAAACGUAUUCACAAUAUUGACUUUUGCUCCACUAAUUACUCCACUUUUUGGUGCAGAAACCCCUAGAAGAGACUCAGAGAGAAACAAAUCAAUAAGUGCAGUGAUACUACAAGAAAUGUGGUGCAAGUUCUGAGGAGUAAAAUGCGUUUUGAUGAAUAGACUACCGGUAGUUUAAGUCGUCGAGUCUCGAGAACAAAGAAGACAAUUGUUAAGGGACAUGCACAGACUUGAAGGAAACGGAUCAAAUUAAUAACACAAUGAGUGGAAGUAGAGUGGAUCUCAAAGUUGUGCUCCUUGGCAAGGAGUAUGGUGGAAAGACUAGUCUUGUGGAACGUUAUCUCCAUGACAGGUUUCAUGGUGAUGUUCCAUACCAAAAUGUGAGUACUAUAGGAGCUGCAUUCGGUGCCAAGAAGGUUGAUGUGUAUGAUCGGACAGUCACAAUGGGCGUAUGGGACACUGCUGGAUCAGAGAGAUAUGAAGCCAUGAGCAGGAUAUAUUAUAGAGGGGCCAAAGCUGCAAUUGUUUGUUAUGAUUUAACAGAUGAUCAAAGCUUUUCAAAAGCAAGAUUUUGGGUAGAUGAAUUGUUAAAGAAUGAAGAGCACUGCAAAAUCUAUUUAUGUGGGACCAAAAUCGAUCUUGUACAGGAUGACAAGAAGAGUAGAAAAGUCGAUUAUCAUGCAACAACAGAUUAUGCUGAUGAAAUACGUGCCCAGGUCUUUGAAACAUCAAGUAAAACAGGAUAUAAUAUAAAGGAACUUUUCUUCAAGAUAGCCAAAGAUUUUGUGGAUGAUCCGAAAAAUAAUGAAAAUGGAGAGGAAUCGCCUAAUACACUGAAGCUAGCAGAAAACAGUCAGAAGAAAUCAUGCCCAUGUUGACACCAUGAGAAUCCAAGGCCUUUCUGCAAUCUUGAUUCAUUCAUUUGGACAUUUAAUCAUGUGACAAAUUGGAUCAUCUUGAUUUCAAUUCAACAUGAUUUUGUCGGACUAAAGUAUAAAAGUGAAAUGACUUAUAACUACCACUUGAAUUUAACAGUAUUUAGUCUGCGAAAACAGUUCUAUUUUGAUGUUUGAUGAAGUCACAAUUCGUGCCAAGUUGCCAGGAGAAGCUACCGGAACUGCAUAUGAAAAAGUAGUCUGCAGACAUGCAAACUCAGAUUAUUCAUUAGUUGAAAAGCAAUGUCGUGGAUUUGAUGCCAUAUACCCAUGUCAUAUUCUGAUUGAUCAUCGUCUUGGAAAUGCUUAGUUUAGGAUUUCAGACCCCAUGUUGAUUUUGUGGCUAACCCACGACGGUUGAGAAUGUUCUCUUGUAGCAAGCUUCAUGGACCAAAUGAUCAAUAUCAAGAUUAGUUGCUGCUUCAGUGCACAUGUAUGCAAGUGUCAUCUGCAUUCUUUAGUCAGAGUCUAGAUAAAUGUUACCCUCAUAUGUGCUCUACUUAAUUUUGAUUUAAUCUCCAUUGAUUAUAAUAACAACAAUAAUAAUAUUGUCAUAUUUUACCCAGGGUAGCCACUUUAAUUUACUGUUCUCCCAGCAGACCCUGUUUUAUGAUGUCAUUAUUAUCCUGUCUUUAGGACAGCUAACUUGAUCGGGUCCUCAAUUAUUCGAGAAAUUUCUUUCUACCGGGCACCAUUUACUACACCUGGGUGGAGAGUGGCAAAUGUAAGAUAAAUGCCAAGCUGCCAAAAGACGGGAGGUAUUAAACUGAAGCAAGAAAGUUUUGUUCGUAGUUAACUUGCUUCUAGUAAAUAGUAAAUCAGCCCUACCACUACAGACCAUUUCCCCUCUGUAUUUUCAUUUGAAAGAAAGACAAUAUGUGUUUGCUUGUUUUUAUCAAAGAAAGAAAGGAAAUUUGUACAAUAAUAGUCAUUGGUCUUUGUGCAGAUGGAAUGUUUGCACAUGUCAUGAAAUGCUUGAAGCUAAUGAUUCAUGACAUGAAGUUUCUUGGGCCUUGAAAGAAACCCACAUGAAGAUUCAUUUCAUAAGAUAUCUGGGUUUGGUAUGUUUAGAAAUAUGCAAACAUAAUUACAUGCCAAUUAAUCUGUUUCUUGAAUUAGAAUUAUUCAGCUGUUGGUUCAACAAAGUAAAGUCUGUGAUCCAUUUUUAUACGCCCGUCCUAGGCGGGACGUUUUAUGGUAUGCUCGGUGUCCGUCCGUCUGUCUGUCCAUUAAUUUUUCCUUGUAAACGCGAUAACUUCAGUUUGACUUAUCCGAUGCUCAUAUAAUUUGGUGUAUAUGAUACUAGCAUGGAUCCCAGGAAGCCUAUUGAUUUUGAGGUCCAAAGGUCAAGGUCACAGUGACAUGUUUUCAUCUUACCCUUUUGCAGUCCUUGUGCGAUAACUUCAGUUUAACUUAACCUAGGCUCAUGUAAUUUGAUGUGUAUGAUGCUAGCAUAGAUCCCAGCAAUUCUAUUGAUAUUGAGGUCAGAAAGUCAAAGGUGAAGUCGCCACCUUCCACUUUUCUUGCUUGACCAAUAACUCCAUUUUCGGCGUUACAGGCGGGCGUAUUAUGUGCUCGCCUUAGUGACACUCUUGUUUAAUUUGCAUCCAACACUACAUUUUUGGUAAUUAGAAUGAAAAAAAAUGAAUUUCAUUAACAAUAUGUGGAUUAGUAAAUCAUUUAUAUUCUAUUCCAGAAAUGUAUCAAUAACCUUGCCAUUCUACAAAAAGUGAUGUUAUUCUAGCUCUUGAAAAAAAAAAGUGGUUGAAAAGGGAAAAUAUAUUGAUUGAUCAGUUGUGUUUGAAUGUUGUAUUGUAUAUGACCAUGGAUCUGUAUCACAUAGGUUGGUAAUAGAUCGUUAAUGGCCAAUCAAGAUGAUCGUUGCAGAUGAAACCCUUAUCAUGAACCAAUCAGAAUCAUUCUUUCAUAUUUUUGAUUUAUUACUAAUAUUUGUUUUACUAGUCCCAGGCCAUCUCUUUAUACACUCUUUGAUUCUUCUUUCAUCUUUCCUGCUAUUUAAAUUGUGAAAAUAAUUGAAGGGAGUGUUGUGGAGGACAGUAACACACAUUCCUACUCUCACCACCCCCUUCCGAUCGUGGAACCACAUAUUCAAUUGAAAUAUGUACUGUUAAAUUGUUUAUUGUAGUAGUAGCAGCAGUAUAUUGAGUCAUAAAAAAUGUAAUUGAAAUGAAUUAUGUUUUCUUCAUUUCUUCAGUCUUCCUGUCUAUGUUCCAAUUGUUUUAAAUGUUUUCAAUCGAAUUUGAAAAGAAAAUCAAUGAAGAGUUGCUAUCUUUUUGUACCAGUGGUAUUAAAUGCGGUGUUCAUAUCACAUGUUUUGUAUAUGCCUGAAAUUUUAGUAUACAUGUCAUGGGAUGGAGGGGGGGGGGUCACCAUAGGGCUGUUUCAUAAAGCUGUUUGUAAAUUAUGCAUGACUUUACAAUCAACUUGAGUAUGUUUUAAGUGCUAAAUCAGGUUAUCAGUCAUUAUGAUUCCCAUUUGCUACUAUUGAAUGACGAUCUUUGCAGAUUAUAAUCUCAAUGAUACCAAGCAAAUAAGCGCAGAGUUUAAAAUUUUUAAAAUUUGAAUAUGGUUAUUGGAAAUUCACUCUCUUUCAGUAAACACCAGGGGAAAUUUUGGGGUAUAUCAUUUAGCGCAAGAACAUGCUAAACUAUCAAACAGCUGUAUCCGAAAAAUCCAUAUUUUGCUGUUCGAAACAGAAAUCAGAAACGGAAAUCCUCAAAAAAAUUUGUUUUGCACAAUUGUGCAUUCCCAAGGUUCUCUGAAUAUUUUGCUGCCACACUGUAUAGGAAGAUGCAGAGAAAGAGGAUAAGAAAUAGGAAGUAGAAAAAGAUGACCAUUGAUAUUUGGAAAGGAAGAAAGGAGAGGAAACAGUCCAUUGCAUUGGGUACAUGCCAUACUAAAAAAUAUGUCUAUGUCAUGCUUUUUACUUUUCUUUAUAAUUAAGAUUGAUUUUCUUUCCUUCUUAAUUGAUGCUUCCAUUUAAAUUACAUACACUGGUAAUAAUAUUAUCGUGAAUAGAAAUUAUUAUGCUUUGGAUUCAAGGAAAUAGCUUUCAGGUGGCAGGGGUCUAGUGGAUUUAGAUUGGCAAUUGAUGUCUUACUCCUAUAAUAAAUUAAAUAAUUGUUCAAUUUUGAAAAUUCAUAUUAUUGAUCAUUUGGAAUGAACUUGUGUAUAUAUGAAUUAUAUAUGCAUCCUGAUUGUAAAUCUCUUUAUGUUUUAAGUAAAUACUCAGUGAUUCAGUGAGGUUCAAUACGAUUUUGAUUUUUAAAAAUUAUAGCUGUUAAGAACAAAGAGGUUCAUAAUGAUGCCAUAAUGUCUAUUCUUAAUAAAAUCUUAACCAAGGUAAAGUUUUUGAAAUGUUGUAUCUUUGAAAGUAAAUGGAUUUAUUCCAUGAAAAUUGAACAUAUGGUUAAUCAAGGUUCACUGAUCAUUUUGCAUGAGUUUUAGGUCACAUUAUGUGCCAAAAUUCAAAUGAGGUCAACAAACAGAGUGUCAUAUAAUAAUUUUUUUUCAUCAAAGUUGCUUUUAAAAUCGGCACUGCAGCUACAUAGGAUUGCAAAAUGCAGAUGAGACUGCCAGAGGCUUUCCACUGUUUUAUAAUAUAUUCACAUCACCAAAAUACUCUAACAUGUGUAACCAUAUUUCCUUCUUGCUCUGUGCACUUUAUUCAUGAAAUUUGUUCAUCUUAAGUGCUGCUGAUGAUGAAGUACAUUGUUUGAAGGAUAACACGAACUUUGCUCUUACGACAAUUGCUACUCCGCUAGUUCCUCUGAACAUGAGAUUAAGGGUUGUGCUAGGUUUUUUUGUUCAGAAUCAUGUUAGGAUUAGGAUUGAUGUUGAGGUAAGGUUUGAAGCUGGACCCUGUUGCAUAACAGUUACUAUUAUGUUAAUUUGUUGUUUAAAAGUAUCUUUCAUGGAAUCCUUGCUUUUGAUUGGCUGCUUACCAUUGUUACCAUGGUGGUUACCAUGGUAACUUUGAUGCAACGGAACCCAGGUUUAUGUUUGGCUUAAAACUGAGUGCAUUUUUAGUAGGAGCAAUUGUCGCAAGAGCAAAUGCCUUAGAACUAUUUGAAUUGACAUUUCCUAUAAGUGUAAUUAGGAGGUUAAGUGGAUUUCCAGUAUUUAGCUUGAGCUCUGAGCAUCUGAAGAGAGGUUGUAAGGUGUGUCAAAUUUUGUAAUGACAUUUGGAAUGGCAUUACUCUUAUGUCUUUGAUGUUUGAUAUGCUUGCAUAAUCCUCUCAAUCAAUUAUUUCAUGCUUGCAUAUGUAUGAUGGAAUGAUUAUUGAGAGAGAGAGAAAGAUUUUUGUUGAACAUGCAUUUGUUUAAUUCAAUGAUAACAUGUUUUGUUUUUAUAUGCUAUUGUUCAUGAAGUGUAUAGAUAUCUGCUCAUUAAAGUUGCCAAUAGUGAGCAUCUUGGUAAAGAAUAUAUUUCUCUAUCAACUUUGAAUUACUCUAAGAUCUCUUACAAAAUAAUUUUAUAAUGUAUAUGUGCAAUUAAUUUUCUUUUAAAUAACAUUAUUUACUUUAUUUUUCAAAAUAUCAAUGUAGUUACAUAUAUGAUUGUUAUUUUCUUUUGUCACAGUAUCAUCUGCUUUAGGUCUUUAACAGGAUAAAUUAUCAAAUCUUUCCUCUCUAUUAUGUUACUUUAUGCUCAAUAAACUUUCAAAAUUAUAUAUUGGAUAUCAUAAAUG
Messenger RNA from Lytechinus variegatus (green sea urchin), 6509 nucleotides. Its product is annotated as ras-related protein Rab-24-like. Gene Ontology annotation, molecular function: GTPase activity; GTP binding. NCBI's taxonomy places the organism in Eukaryota, Metazoa, Echinodermata, Echinoidea, Temnopleuroida, Toxopneustidae. The record is from RefSeq and is a predicted model, not a curated record. The transcript has 8 exons. The coding region runs from base 1123 to 1740 and encodes 205 amino acids.